Melanotaenia boesemani (Boeseman's rainbowfish) is the source of this 2617-nucleotide messenger RNA. It is a transcript of the gene slc5a2, whose product is annotated as solute carrier family 5 member 2. Gene Ontology annotation, biological process: transmembrane transport; sodium ion transport. The record is from RefSeq and is a predicted model, not a curated record. The transcript is spliced from 15 exons. Gene Ontology annotation, molecular function: D-glucose:sodium symporter activity. The coding region runs from base 62 to 2047 and encodes 661 amino acids. NCBI's taxonomy places the organism in Eukaryota, Metazoa, Chordata, Actinopteri, Atheriniformes, Melanotaeniidae. Gene Ontology annotation, cellular component: plasma membrane.
GCUGCAGAUAAAACUGAAGACUAAUUUGAUCAGGUUAGACUAAGUGUAUUUGAUUGGUGAAAUGGAGGGUCUCACAUCAGACGGAGGGGCCAUCAGCAACCCUGCAGACAUCACCGUUAUUGUUGGAUAUUUUGUCAUGGUUAUAAGUGUUGGUAUUUGGUCCAUGUUUCGGACAAAUCGUGGGACAGUGGGAGGAUAUUUCCUGGCAGGGCGCACCAUGACCUGGUGGCCGGUGGGUGCAUCUUUGUUUGCUAGUAACAUUGGCAGUGGUCACUUUGUAGGCUUGGCAGGAACUGGAGCAGCUAGUGGCAUCGCUGUAGGAGGAUUUGAGUGGAAUGCCCUGUUCAUUGUGCUGCUGCUGGGCUGGCUGUUUGUACCCGUCUACCUCACAGCUGGAGUGAUUACCAUGCCGCAGUACCUGAAGAAGAGGUUUGGUGGGACCAGAAUCAGUCUGUACCUAUCGGUCAUCUCUCUGUUUCUGUACAUUUUCACCAAGAUCUCAGUGGAUAUGUUUUCAGGAGCUGUAUUUAUUCAGCAGGCGUUAGGGUGGAACAUGUAUGUGUCUGUCAUCGCCCUUCUGUUAAUUACAGCUUUAUACACUGUUACAGGUGGCCUGGCAGCUUUGAUGUACACAGACACAGUCCAGACGUUUGUCAUCAUUGCUGGCGCUUUUGUCCUCACUGGAUAUUCCUUUGCUGAAGUCGGAGGCUACGGCAGUCUGCUUACCAAAUACAGCGCUGCUAUGCCCAGUAAUUUCUCCUCCAUGGACCCCCAGCGCUACAACAUCUCUCCCCACUGCUACACCCCCAGACAUGAUGCUUUCAGCCUCCUGAGGGACCCAACCACAGGAGACCUGCCCUGGCCUGGGGUGUUGUUUGGGAUUUCAAUCGGAGGAAUCUGGUACUGGUGCUCGGACCAGGUGAUUGUGCAGCGGUGCCUUGCAGCUCGUAGUAUCACACACGUGAAGGCUGGCUGCAUCAUGUGUGGCUACCUAAAGCUGCUACCCAUGUUCCUCAUGGUGUUUCCUGGCAUGAUCAGCAGGAUCCUCUACCCAGAGGAAGUUGGCUGUGUGGUUCCAGAAGUGUGUAAGAGAGUUUGUGGGACUGAGGUGGGCUGCUCCAACAUUGCUUAUCCUAAACUAGUGGUGACAGUCAUGCCCAGCGGUUUACGAGGCCUGAUGCUGGCUGUCAUGCUGGCUGCUCUUAUGUCCUCUUUGGCCUCCAUUUUUAACAGCAGCAGCACACUGUUCACCAUGGACAUCUGGACCCGCAUCAGAGCACAGGCUACUGAGAGUGAGCUCAUCAUUGUAGGCAGAGUCUGGGUUCUGUGCAUUGUAGCCGUCAGUAUCUGCUGGAUCCCAGUUGUCCAGGUGGCUCAGAGUGGUCAGUUGUUUGAUUACAUCCAGUCAGUGUCCAGCUAUCUGUCUCCCCCUAUCGCCUCCGUCUUUCUGCUGGCUGUGUUUGUUAAGAGGGUCAAUGAAACGGGUGCUUUCUGGGGCCUGAUAGGUGGCCUUGUGAUGGGUCUGUGUCGGAUGUUGCCUGAGUUCUGGUUUGGUAGUGGCAGCUGUAUUUUUCCCUCUCAGUGCCCUUUCCUGGUGUGCGGGAUCCACUACCUGCAUUUUGCCAUCAUACUCUUCUUCUGUACAUCAAUGUUGGUGCUGCUGGUCAGCUACUGUAGUAAGCCCAUAGACGAUCAACAUCUUCAUCGCCUGGUGUUCAGUCUUCGACAUUCCAAAGAAGAGAGGAAAGAUUUGGACUGGGAACAAGAAGAAAAAGGGAGAAGAGCCCGGAGAGAAGCUAAGGAGAGGAUGAGGGAGAACAAUGAUGUUGCAGUGGUUGAAGAGAAAGAAAAGUCUGGUAUCUGUCGCCUGGUUGGAAGUUUCUGUGGCCUGGGUGGUGACUCGAAGGCUCACGAGCAAGAGGAACCUGAGGGGUCAGAGCAGCCGAUGCCGGACAUCAGCGAGAAGGCUGUGUGGAAGAACACUGUGGAUGCCAACGCUAUCAUUAUGAUGGCUGUGGCCGUUUUUAUGUGGGGUUACUUUGCUUAAAAUAAAUUAAUUAGUCACUACAUGUAAAAAUGGAUUUUAUUUGUUAGUUUGAUCCAGGUUAAAGUUUGAUUACUAUACUUGAGUUGGUUUUCAGAACAGUGCUGCCAUCUGCUGGCCAAGAUCUGUUACUACACCAUAAAGGAUGAUUUCAUAAUUCACAUCAACUGAAAGCAGUCUGUUUCACUCUUCUUCUCUAGAUUAUAAGUGUAUCUAAAAAUGUUAUUGAUCCAUUACUGUAUACAGUUACAUUCCAAUUUGAUUUCAGCUCCAUUUAAAAGCUGCAAAAACGAAAUCAAAGUUUGAGUUAAAUUUUAACUUGAUAAAGCUUCCAGUAGCCAUGGAGUGCUUUAAAAAAAUUUUUAUUUUUUUUUCAAAUUAUCAUAACCUUGACUCAAAAGAAAUCAAUGAAAGAUUUGAGUGGCUUCACGAAACCCACUGAUGAAUGGCAUCAGUCUGAAAACUACAAUGUGUGGAGCAGUUUUUUCCAUUUAUUUAAAAUGAAUGUAUGCAGUCAUAUUAGCAUCUUUUUAAACAUAUCCAAUAUUUAAGACUUCCUAAACUGCAUCAACA